GAGAGAUGGAGAUUGUGGCAGAAGAAGAGAGCGUGAUCUACCACUUCAGCCAUGUCCAUGCCCUGCAACUCAACCCGGCCCUCAAACCAGUUUCUUCCCAAAAUGGCCGCAGCAAAACACAUUGCUGCGGAUCCGUCCUGGACGCGGCAGAGCCAGAUCCGAUCUAUGGCUGCAACCGCUGCAACUUCUUCAUCCACAAGGCCUGCGCCGAGCUGCUCCCUUACAUCCGCCACCCGUCUCACCCUUCUCACACCCUCACCCUCGUCCCCACCUCCCCUUACCUAGACUACGGCACCGCGGAAUGCGAUGCCUGUGCUAAGACCAUCAAUGGCGGUUUCUUCUACCACUGCACCCACUGCGACUACGAUCUUCACUCCCACUGCGCCUUCCUCCCCCACUCCCUCGGCCAUGGCUCCCACAGGCAUCGCCUCUUCCUCGACUUUCCCUCUGCUUAUGGCACAAGCGCUUUUGAUUGCGACAUCUGCGGGGGAAGAAUUGUGCGGAAGACAUGGUUCUACCACUGUAGGGCGGCCUGCGACUAUGAAGCUCAUGUUGACUGCGCCGUCGCUCGGCCUGAUGGUGCCGUAAUUCCCCGAGAAGAUCGAGCUGCAGAUCGUGGUGCGGAGAUUCACCACCAUGGAGAGCAAUCUGAAGGUGAGGAUGAGGACGAACUUCAGAACCAUUUAGAAGUCGCCAGAAAAUUGCUUCAUAUGAGAAUGUUGGAGGGUUCUUCCCUUCAGCAACAGAAGAUGCAGGAAAUGGCCGUGAACCAAUAUGCAAAGGGACAAGCAAUCAGAAACAGCAUGUUCUGAACGCAAACGAAACGGAAGUUAUCACCGGUCGAGAAGGGUAUAGACCAAAUUAACGAUGAUAUCUGGUUUUGUUUCUGCUCCCUUGCAGAUCGAUUCCUUCAUGGAAGAUAUGAUGGAAGAGCAAAGAGGCGAUCGUAGUUGCAGAAGUGAAAGUUCCUAGCCAACAGUUUAAAUUUGUAGUCAUAUUCAUAUAAAAAC
This is a messenger RNA of Nymphaea colorata (pocket water lily), 1010 nucleotides long. RefSeq lists its product as uncharacterized. The coding region runs from base 6 to 812 and encodes 268 amino acids. The record is from RefSeq and is a predicted model, not a curated record. The transcript has a single exon. Lineage: Eukaryota; Viridiplantae; Streptophyta; Magnoliopsida; Nymphaeales; Nymphaeaceae.